Leguminivora glycinivorella is the source of this 1114-nucleotide messenger RNA. RefSeq names its product histidine-rich glycoprotein-like. Gene Ontology annotation, cellular component: extracellular matrix. The transcript has 7 exons. Bases 29 to 1114 code for a protein of 361 amino acids. The record is from RefSeq and is a predicted model, not a curated record. Lineage: Eukaryota; Metazoa; Arthropoda; Insecta; Lepidoptera; Tortricidae.
UUCAACAUCUUUCAAUUUCACUUUUGAAAUGUACUCUAAGAUAUUCGUGGUUGCCGCUACCCUGGCCGUAGCUCUUGCUCGACCUCAAGAAGGGCAUGGUCAAUAUGAACAUGGACACGCGUAUUCGUCUCAGAGCAUCGUUUUACACCAGAGUCACGGUCACGAGCAGGGUCAUGAGCAUGGCCAUGAGCAACUUGGCCAUGUUCAACUGGGCCAUGUGCAACUUGGUCAUGUGCAGCACGAGCCCGUGCACGUAGUGUCGUAUCAGCCCAUCCACACUGAAUCUCACCACUCUCAGCACCACGCCGUCUCCUCACAAAACAUCCAGCGUCACGACGUGCCCGGCAAGGCGCCCGAGGGCCACCACGACUACUACGCGCACCCUAAGUACGAGUUCGAGUACAAGGUGGAGGACCCGCACACCGGCGACAAGAAGGCGCAGCACGAGGCCCGCGACGGCGACGUCGUCAAGGGCUACUACAGCCUGCACGAGGCGGACGGCACUGUCAGGAUCGUGCACUACACGGCUGACCACAAAACUGGAUUCAAUGCCCAGGUCCAGCGAGAAGGUCACGCCAAGCAUGUAGUACCCGCUCAUCUUCUUAUCGCUCUCGUAGUGCACGUCCCUGACGGAGCCGUCGGGCUCGUGCAGGCUGUAGAAGCCCUUAACGACGUCGCCGUCGCGGUGCUCGUGCUGCGUCUUGUGGUCGCCCUACUUCUAUACCUACAGGUGUUGUGUAUCGCUGGUCUGGUGGGGUUGGUGGUGUCCCAGCACGGGCACGAGCCCGCGCACUCCUCGCAGCACAUCUCCAAGCACGACGGGCACGCGGAGCCGGUCGUCAUCAAGGACCACCACGGCCACGAGAAACACGUCGACUACUACACGCACACCAAGUACGAGUUCAAGUACGAGGUCUCGGACAAGCACACUGGCGACCACAAGACGCAGCACGAGCACCGCGACGGCGACGUCGUCAAGGGCUUCUACAGCCUGCACGAGCCCGACGGCUCCAUAAGGGACGUGCAUUACGAGAGCGAUAAGAAGACCGGUUUCCACGCUGAGGUGAAGCACAGCACCCACCACAUCGUACCGGAGCACCACCAUCACCAUUAA